Molecule: messenger RNA, 1041 nt
Organism: Epinephelus moara (kelp grouper)
Lineage: Eukaryota; Metazoa; Chordata; Actinopteri; Perciformes; Serranidae
Exons: 5
Coding region: 1-1041 (346 amino acids)
Biological process (GO): response to bacterium
Source: RefSeq, a predicted model, not a curated record
AUGACAUCUCCGAGGUUUGCUUUGUAUCUGACCUAUCUGUUCUGGGGAACAAUAACUCAGAUGACCCAUGUGGAAUCGUCCAUUUAUGUGCGCCAAGACCGCGGUUUUAUACCAGCGGAUGUUGGUGAAAGCGUAACUUUGCGAUGUUUCUAUGAAGGUGUUGCAGUGAUCAUUUACUGGUAUAAGCAAACUGUAGGACAGGAACCAAGGCUCAUCUCGACCUUCUAUAAACAUGAUAAAAGUGGCACCUUUAGGGAGGAAUUUCAGAAUAAUACUCGUUUCACACUGGACACAGGAAACGGUAAAAAUCACUUGACAAUCUCUGAUUUACGCUUUUCAGACUCAGCUACUUAUUACUGUACAGGUUGCUAUACAUAUGAUUUAGAAUUUGUAGAUGGGGCUACUGUCAGUGUGAAGGGUUCAGGUUUGAACGUCCCAGCUUUGGUCCAUCAGUCAGCGUCUGAGACCAUCCAGUCAGGAGGCUCUGUGACUCUGAACUGUACAGUACACACUGGGAGCUGUGAUGAUGGAGAACACAGUGUUUACUGGUUCAAAUACUCUGAAGAGUCUCAUCCAGGACUCAUUUACAGCCAUGGAGGCAGGAAUGAUCAGUGUGAGAGGAAACCUGACACACAAACACACACCUGUGUCUACAACCUGCCGAUGAAGAGCCGGAAUCUUUCUCAUGCUGGGACCUACUACUGUGCUGUUGCAUCAUGUGGACACAUACUGUUUGGAGAUGGGACCAAGCUGGACUUUGAGCAUGAAGGUGAUUCUUUUGUCUUGGUGUAUUUCUUGAUCGGAGCUCUGACUUUCACCAUCAUCCUGGUUGUUUUACUGGCGUAUGCAACAUAUAAAAUGAACAACAGAGGAGGCUGCCAAUGUACAGACUCAAGAUCUUCACCUUCCAGGACUCCAGGGGAUUACCAAGAUUCUGACAAUCUGCAUUAUGCUGCUUUGAGGGCACACAAGGUCAACAGAUCAACAAGACAGAGGGACGACACACAGAGUGAAUGUGUGUACUCCAGUGUUAAGCACUGA